Messenger RNA from Pyricularia pennisetigena, 1179 nucleotides. RefSeq lists its product as uncharacterized. Lineage: Eukaryota; Fungi; Ascomycota; Sordariomycetes; Magnaporthales; Pyriculariaceae. The coding region runs from base 1 to 1179 and encodes 392 amino acids. The record is from RefSeq and is a predicted model, not a curated record. The transcript has 3 exons.
AUGCCACUCGAGGCACGGCUGCACGAUGUUGUCGGCUGCGCCCGCCGUCGAGACCAGCGGGGCCGUCGCGGGUAUGCUACCGCUGAAAGGACCCGGACCGUCGUUCCCCGCCGGGAGCGAGACGUAAACACCCGUGGCGGCGAUCCGAGUGGCGGCGAGCGACCAAGGUUCCUCGGGGAAGGCGCCCGAGCCUCCAUAGGAGCAGGUGAUGAUAUCCGCUCCCCGCUUGGCAGCCUCGGUGAAUCCUGCAAUCAGGUCGUCGGUGGUUGCGCCGGACGUGGCGCACUUUUGUAUGCGGUACAGCUCGUAGGUGGCGUCAGGAGCCACACCGCUGACGUUGUACAUGUUGUCGGCGCUUUUGGCGCCCACGAUGCCGAGCACGUGGGUGCCGUGGAAGCUGCAGUUGUCCCUGGCGUCCGGGAACUCUCCGGUGAUGUCGACCGAGUACGCGAUCUUGGUUUGGCUGAGCCCGUGGACGGACGUGUCGAAGCCCGAGUCGACCACGGCUAUUUUGACACCAGCGCCCGUGAUGCCUGCGUUGUGGAGGCGGUCGACCUUGCCCAUCUUGUGCGUGGAAAAGCCGUCGACCGACGAUCCGUUGGCAACACGCAGGCUUUGCUCAAGCUCGUCCCUUUUGCUGCGCUCCCGGCCCCUUGCACCUUGGCCUGGCAACGCCAUCUGGUGCUUGACGAACGCGACCGGCCAUGCUUUGUGGACGCCUCGUGCCUCUUGGAUGACCGCGAGCACUUUGAGCUGGUCGAGGCUGUCGUCGCAUUUCAAGUCGAACGAAGCUCCGGUGAAGUGUGGCGAGUCGAACGUCCUCCGAUGACUCGCCUGGCAGCUUGUCCCGAGCUGGGCUACCUGAUUAGCAACCUCACCAAGGAAGUCGCCUUGUCGAGCCUGCGAGUACUCCAAUCGCGGGCCGGCGAGCGAGGGCCAUUGCGAUGUAGCACAGCACAGCACACAUUCGACGGCGCGUAUGGCUCUAGUCAUGAGUAUGCCAAGUCGGCGACGUUCCUGGUCCAAAGGUUCCCACCCAAGCGACCAGAUGCCGCCGAUGGAGCACGCAUGACGCAACCCUCCGUUCUGAGGGGGUUCGACAUUCGCAAGCCCGCCGGCAUUCCCACGAUUUUUUCGGAGCAAACCUGGAGCUGGGAUAUACUGGCUUUGGUCCCCUGA